UUAUUUCAUUUAACGUAGUAUAAAAUACUACGAGUUUGGCUACGUUAGAGUUUUUAUUAAUGCCAAUCCGAAGGCGAUUGUGAAAUGAAGUUCAUUUGUUUGUGGCUCGUAUUAUUCGUGCAGUUGUCAGAGUUUCUGACGACAGGAUGCUAUGAAAGUGAAUUUCGUUGCGAAUCUAGUGACGCAUGUAUCGAAUCUCAGCAGCGUUGUGAUUCUGUGAAGGACUGCGAGGAUGGAUCUGACGAAUCAGACUGUGAAACUGCAUUUACCCUGCUGAUCAUCACUGAUCAGCAAAACGAGUUUCAAUGCGACAAUGGCGACCGCAUUUCGCUGCAUCGCGUGUGCGACGGUACCCCUCACUGUGCAGAUGGCACGGAUGAAGGAGGCAAUUGUGAAACUUCAUGUGAGCAUAAUGGCCCUUGCCAGCACACUUGCCUUUCAGGACCAAACGAACCCAUUUGUGAAUGCGAGCCGGGCUACGACUCGUUAAACGAUGGCCGAAAUUGCAUCGACAUUGACGAAUGCAAAACUCAUUUUUCUUGCUCACAAUUCUGCAACAACACGGAUGGUGAUUAUGACUGUCUAUGCAUACCGGGAUACUUCCUGGAUCAGGACAAACACACCUGUAGAACGAUUAACGGCCGUCCACUAAUGAUAGCAGCAAGUGCGCAUCAAAUCGCAAUGUUGAUUAAUGACAACAUGAAUUCCAGCUAUCGCCAAUUCGAGUGGCACGACCCCGUCAAAGGCGUUGCAUUUCACGAUAAGUUGUCCACACUCUACUGGAUCACCAAUGCAGGUGUCAUACGAAGUAACAGUUUAGGUCAAGCUCUCGUCUAUAAGUUUACCAGCAUGGAACCCACUGGCUUAGCUUUAGAAUCCAUUACGGGUAACCUCUACGUUAGCGCUUCUUUAGAACUAAAUGGAGGGGCUCAGCAAGAACGUUCCAUCAUCAAAGUCGUGUCUCAUUCGCUGGAAUCGGAUGUCAACAUCGUUAAUACGCUAACGAAGAUUACGGAUCUUGCCAUCGACAGCGUUCGUGGCAUCUUGUUUUGGUCGGAUACAUAUGGAUCAUCUACUGGCCGAAUCAUUCGUUCAACUCUUGAUGGCAAAUCGACGCGCGAGCUGCGCGAUACCCAAAUCAUUUUCCCAGUUGCUCUUGCAUUGGAUCCCAUUACAUCACGCAUCUACUGGGCAGAUAGCAGACAACAAUCCAUAUUGAGCUGCACGUACAACGGAGAAGAUCAAUAUAAGCAUGUCGGUACAAAUGACAAGCCUUUGUCAGUUACAUUCUUCGAGAAUCGCCUAUCUUGGACCGUGUUGCAUCAAGACAUCAUCUACAGUCGACAGGUGGCAGGUGAACCGAUGGAAAAGGCUCUUCAAUUACCGGAAACUAAAGCUGUGGAACACUUGUUUACUACCCAUUCCAUACUGGAACCGGAAUAUCCGAAUCCAUGCGCAUCGUCUCCGUGCGGCAAUGGCUUGUGUGUAUUGAAGAAUUUUUCGAGAUUCUCUUGUUUCUGUCCAGGUGAUGAAAGUGUAAUAUCCAUUGCACCCUUUCGGUGUAGUAGCCGUUGUCCGCGUGAUUUUUUCCAUUGCCAUCCUAAUUCGGAGUGCUUGCCACGGAGCCUUGUGUGUAUCAACGAUGCAAACUGUGACAGUCUGUCAGACCGAAAACUCUGCGAGAAACUGAAGGACAGUUUGCAAUCAGGGGGGUCUGUCUUGACGGAUUCUCUUACUAGGGGAAUAUUGCAUUCACUGUCAGUCAUCUCGCUGCUCCAGUCAAACGGAACUGAUCGAUGGAUUCAAGACAUUACGAGAAAUGAAAACAACAGCCUUCCAUAUUUAGAGACAAGGAUCAUUUCUGGACCAUCUCCGAGCAAUCAAUCCAGAAGGAAAGUGGUUUAUUCGCGGCAAAUUGAAAUCCGUGACGAAGUUUAUGUUCCAGACGAGUCCGGUGCUGAUCAAGGAACGAUUCAAGCCAUCGAAUCGGCACUACAGGCUAUACUGGGCGGACCUGUUUACGUUCGAAGCUGUUUGUUCACGAAGAAAGGUCACUACAUCGAUCUGGCUACUAUGUUUGAUCGGCAGGGUAAUCCUGUUCCGAUAAACCAGGUGUGGGACGCGCGCAAUCAAACGCGUUUCGUAGAAGACAUUGAAGUUUCUGAUGGAAGUCAAAUGAUUUUAUGGAAAAUUUUCCGGCCGCAGGCAUACACAGCCGAGAGUAAAUUGAGGGCUGUCGAUCAAAUGGAGUUGCGAACUCUACAAAAAAUGGGAUAUCUUCUGAUAGAUGUCGAUCUUGCAAGUUGGAAUAGCUUAACAGAAUCGGAUAGGAUUACUUUUUUGAAAACGAAGUUGAGUUUUUGCGUUGUUGGCCUUCAUUAAUUUGCGGAAAGAGACCAUAUUCCGGGAAUUCUAGUACAAUUGUUUAUUAAAUAAA
Daphnia carinata is the source of this 2437-nucleotide messenger RNA. Its product is annotated as low-density lipoprotein receptor-related protein 8-like. Gene Ontology annotation, cellular component: plasma membrane. Lineage: Eukaryota; Metazoa; Arthropoda; Branchiopoda; Diplostraca; Daphniidae. The record is from RefSeq and is a predicted model, not a curated record. Gene Ontology annotation, molecular function: calcium ion binding; protein binding. The coding region runs from base 85 to 2382 and encodes 765 amino acids. The transcript has 6 exons.